Molecule: messenger RNA, 1393 nt
Organism: Fusarium verticillioides 7600
Lineage: Eukaryota; Fungi; Ascomycota; Sordariomycetes; Hypocreales; Nectriaceae
Product: inositol oxygenase
Exons: 1
Coding region: 310-1236 (308 amino acids)
Biological process (GO): inositol catabolic process
Cellular component (GO): cytoplasm
Molecular function (GO): inositol oxygenase activity; iron ion binding
Source: RefSeq, a predicted model, not a curated record
CAUGUACCCAACUUCAAGUUUGAUUAUGCGGGGGAAAGAGAAGGGGAAAGGAUCCGUUGAUGGUGUGCGCGGGCGGGCAAAGCGAAAACUUCUCGAUAUGAGGUUGACUUGUAACGAAGGAUAGUUUUGACAUCAACUACUACUUAAGACCAUCCUUUUCACGUCUUUUGAGAUUCGAUCCUCCAAGCUCAUCAUCAUUCUCACACACGCUCUCAGCUACAACUGAAUCUUCAAGAGCAAUACAAGACUCUUCUCUCUAACCUACCUGAUACUACCUCCAUCACUUCACUUACACACAUCACAUUCACAAUGGCCCCUAGUGCUGUCGUUGACGACUUCUCUAGCCACGAUGGCCAAGCACUCGAGGUUCUCUCUGACAAGAUCGACGAUGUCAACGUGAUCAAGUACGACGAGACAUCCAAAUUCGACAAGGAGAAGGACAAGAACACCUUCCGCCAAUACGCCGAUGCCACCGACCGCGUCAAGAACUUCUACCGCGAGCAGCACCACAAGCAGACCGUCGCCUACAACCUCGCUGCCCGCAACCGCUUCUACAACGCCUCUCGUCCUCGUGCCGAAAUGACCAUUUGGGAGGCCAUGGAGAAGCUCAACACUCUUGUUGAUGAGUCUGACCCUGAUACUUCCCUCUCUCAGAUCCAGCAUCUUCUUCAGUCUGCUGAGGCCAUCCGCCGCGAUGGCAAGCCUCGAUGGAUGCAGUUGACUGGUCUCAUCCACGACCUUGGCAAGCUUAUGCUCUUCUUCCCCGAGCUUGAGACUCAGGGUCAGUGGGACGUUGUCGGUGACACAUUCCCAGUUGGCUGUGCUUUCUCCGACAAGAUCAUCUACCCCGAGACCUUUGUUGAGGGUAAUCCCGAUGCUACCAACCCCGACUUCAACACCAAGUAUGGUAUCUACUCUCCCAACUGUGGUCUCGACAAUGUCAUGCUCUCAUGGGGUCACGACGAGUACCUCUACCACGUCGUCAAGGACCAGUCCACUCUCCCUGACGAGGCUCUCGCCAUGAUCCGCUACCACUCCUUCUACCCCUGGCACCGCGAGGGAGCUUAUCGCCACCUCAUGUGCGACAAGGACCAUGAGAUGCUCAAGGCUGUCAAUGCCUUCAACCCCUAUGACUUGUACUCCAAGAGCGACGGUGUGCCCGAUGCUGAGAAACUCAAGCCUUACUACAUGGAGCUCAUAAGCGAGUACUUCCCCAACCCUGUCAUCAAGUGGUAAAACGGGAAUGAAAGUAAAAGAAAAAAAGAACCGAUAGAAAUGGGAUAUAGAUGAUGUUUUCUUUGGGACCCUGUUAGCCUGGAAUUUUGGGACACGGGAUAUAAUGAACUGAGCGAACGAUGAAUAUACUUGUUAUUGAUGAUCAAGCCUGACUCCG